Drosophila rhopaloa is the source of this 973-nucleotide messenger RNA. RefSeq lists its product as uncharacterized. The record is from RefSeq and is a predicted model, not a curated record. Lineage: Eukaryota; Metazoa; Arthropoda; Insecta; Diptera; Drosophilidae. The transcript has 2 exons. Bases 49 to 855 code for a protein of 268 amino acids.
CACACUUCCUACAACAACCGAAUGGAGUAAAAAGAAUAAAAAUAAAUAAUGAAAUUGCUGUGCUGGGAGUCGCUUGGUAUGUUUAUGGGUAACAUCUUGACCAACUCGUUGACCUGGUCAGGACCCCCGACAACCCUAAGUGUAUUUAAUCAUAGCCAAGAGCAAAUGGUGGAGGGUUCUAUUGGCUGCUGCUCCUUAGACUGGCUACUGCAGCUCCAGCAAUCCUCGUGUCCUCUGGUGAGGCUCUUGAUACUUGGAUUGGUGGUAUUGCCGGCUUAUAAUGCGAUUUUAAUCCUGGUGGGAUGGCGCCUUAAUUCCAGUGCUUCGAGCAGUGCGGAGCGUUUGGUGCUGGACAUUCGAGUGGAUAGGGCCGCGAAGCGUCCAGCUCCACCACCGCCUCCAGCUCCAAAGCCACCGCCCCGCCUACGCCGCCUUAAGGCGCCCAAGACCCCAGGUCCACCAGAGUCCUGUCCCAGCCAAAAGAGUCCUUCUGACUCCACCUUUCAGCGUUCUGAUCAGGGGGAUCUCUACAAAAACCUGAGGAAGAAUCUUCAACUGGCGCUGGCGGGCUUGCAGAAGCCUCUCCCCUCUCCCCCAUCACCACCCAUAUUUAUUCCUCCUGUGGAAGAAACCCUAUCCCACUCGGAACCCCAAACCCCGCCUGAAUCCCCUGCCACUGAACGUCGAAAGUCACGUUCCAAGCUUCUGCAAGGGAUCUUCAAACGACUUGGUAUGAACUCCAUUUGGAAGAGAUGGAAAGCUCGAAGCAGCCGUAAAAAAACCACAACUUCAGAGGCCAGCACUUCCUCUUCCAGCUGCUCGAGCACGGGUUCCAGCUGCUUCUACGUCUACUAAAACGAAAUCUGGCCAAGAUCGAGGGCACGGCUGGCUCAUCUAUCAAGAUAUCAGCGCUCCACUCCGUGUGAAUCUGUGCGAUUAUAUUUUGUUACGAUUAAAAGCGUGCUAAGAUCAA